AGAAUCGAUUUGAUUGUUUGAAAGGAAAAUCUUCAAGGUUUGUUUUUCUUACGAUUUCAAAGGAAUUUUCUCAAUUUUCCUCUCAAAAGAAAGAUUCUUAUCAGAUUGAUUUCAUUUUAGAAAAAAUAAGGCGAUGGAAAACGACGAAAUUCCGGACGUAAUGACGGCCUCCUAUAGUGAGAUUAUGAAUUCCAAUCCGGAAGGAGAUUUGGGGCAUGCAGCCCCCCGGGUACGUCCUAAUCGCUUCCCAUACAACCUGGAGGGUACAGUGAGCAUGGAGGGGGACAUGACACACUUCAUAGCCGAAGAUUUGGAGCACAAAAUAAAGCUCUCAAGCCCAAUUUCCAAGAGUAGGGAUGAUUCCAGGGACAGCACCCCAUCCACGAGUGGCUUUCAGCGUCCCGGAAGUUUCCUCAUGCCACAGGAUAUUGAUAGUAAUGUGCUGAAUGAUGUGGAAAUGGAAGCUCAGUAUUUGGCAGCAUCAGUGGACAAUCUCACGGAGAAUCUCUGCAAUCUUCUGCAUUCCAUCUCCUCAAUCACAGCGGACAAUGUGGAGGUGUACAAGAACUCCGUGAGCAAAUUAACAGAUUGCAUGGAUGCAAAUAUCAAGAAUAUGUACACAAUUAUGGCUAAAACGGAAGAGAUCUCCAAUGCCAUCAAACCCACGAAGCAGCUGAUGAACAGGAUACGUGAAAUCAAACGCUUGGUGGACAUGCUGGAGAAUACGCUGUGAAGUAGAGUCCCCCAAUCAGCACGUCUUCAGUGAUUUAAUUGUGAUUAUUUUAUCGAUCUCUGUGAGUUUUCUUUCUUUUCACUUUUUUUGCAUCUUUAUUUUGAUGAUUUUUCUUGAGCGCUGAAAAGGAAUAAAAGAGAAAAGUCUCUGAUUUAACGGCAUAGAGAUUUUUAUUUACAUUCUUUUAUACACAGCAUCUCAAUAACAUUUAAUAAACAUAUAGAAUUAUUAUAAAUUUUUAAAUAUCUCGAUCAAAAUGUCGAUUUCAAAAAGUUUUUUUUUUGCUUUGUUCCCUAAACCUGUUGCGCAAAAUUGUCUUUUAGUUGCUUUUUUUUUUUUAAUCUUUAUUACUUAUUUUCAUUUUCUAAUAUAUAAUCUAUAUAUUGGAAAAUGCGGCGUUUGCAACCUGCCGAUUGUUAAAACGCACAAAUAAAUUUUAUUUAAAAACGC
Molecule: messenger RNA, 1183 nt
Organism: Lutzomyia longipalpis
Lineage: Eukaryota; Metazoa; Arthropoda; Insecta; Diptera; Psychodidae
Gene: BORCS6
Product: BLOC-1-related complex subunit 6
Exons: 3
Coding region: 134-733 (199 amino acids)
Biological process (GO): lysosome localization
Cellular component (GO): BORC complex
Source: RefSeq, a predicted model, not a curated record